Molecule: messenger RNA, 981 nt
Organism: Pundamilia nyererei
Lineage: Eukaryota; Metazoa; Chordata; Actinopteri; Cichliformes; Cichlidae
Gene: ppie
Product: peptidylprolyl isomerase E (cyclophilin E)
Exons: 10
Coding region: 34-942 (302 amino acids)
Biological process (GO): protein peptidyl-prolyl isomerization; protein folding
Cellular component (GO): mitochondrion; cytoplasm
Molecular function (GO): peptidyl-prolyl cis-trans isomerase activity; RNA binding; cyclosporin A binding
Source: RefSeq, a predicted model, not a curated record
UGCUGGGUUCAAAGUUGAAGGGUUAAAUCCAAUAUGGCGGCUAACAAGCGGGUGUUGUAUGUGGGUGGUUUAGCAGAAGAGGUGGAUGAGAAGGUGCUCCAUGCUGCCUUUAUUCCCUUUGGAGACAUCAUCGACAUCCAGAUCCCGCUGGACUAUGAAACGGAGAAGCACAGAGGUUUUGCAUUCAUCGAAUUUGAGCUUGCAGAGGAUGCUGCAGCAGCUAUUGAUAACAUGAAUGAGUCUGAACUUUUUGGAAGGACUGUCCGCGUCAAUAUUGCCAAACCCAUGAGAAUCAAAGAAGGUUCUUCUCGACCAGUGUGGUCGGAUGAUGACUGGUUGAAAAAGUUUUCUGGGAAGACCGUUGAAGAAGCUGAGGCAGAGGCAGCAGCUGGAGAAACACCCCAAACUACAGCUCAGGAGGGUGAGCCUCCGGCUAAAAAGGGCAGAGUAAAUCCUCAGGUCUACAUGGACAUAAAGAUCGGCAACAAGCCAGCAGGGAGACUGCGCUUCCUGCUCCGGGCUGACAUUGUUCCCAUGACAGCAGAGAACUUCCGCUGCUUGUGCACUCACGAAAAGGGCUUCGGCUACAAGGGCAGCAGCUUCCACCGCAUCAUCCCUCAGUUUAUGUGCCAAGGAGGCGACUUCACCAACCACAACGGCACCGGCGGGAAGUCCAUCUAUGGCCGGAAGUUUGAUGAUGAAAACUUUGUCCUUAAACACACAGCUCCAGGGCAACUCUCCAUGGCGAACUCUGGGUCAAACACAAACGGCUCUCAGUUCUUCCUCACCACUGACAAAACGGACUGGUUGGAUGGCAAACAUGUGGUGUUUGGAGAGCUGGUGGAGGGGAUGGAUGUACUUAGGGCAAUGGAGGCUCAGGGAACCAAAGACGGAAAGCCGAAGCAGAAAGUGAUCAUCUCGGACUGUGGAGAGUAUGUGUGAAUAAAAAGCAUUGUGUGUGUGUGUGUGUGUGUGCGUGUG